Ceratitis capitata (Mediterranean fruit fly) is the source of this 2402-nucleotide messenger RNA. It is a transcript of the gene Trc8, whose product is annotated as protein TRC8 homolog. Gene Ontology annotation, biological process: ERAD pathway. NCBI's taxonomy places the organism in Eukaryota, Metazoa, Arthropoda, Insecta, Diptera, Tephritidae. The transcript is spliced from 7 exons. Gene Ontology annotation, molecular function: ubiquitin protein ligase activity. The record is from RefSeq and is a predicted model, not a curated record. Gene Ontology annotation, cellular component: endomembrane system; endoplasmic reticulum. Bases 1 to 2274 code for a protein of 757 amino acids.
AUGUCUGUGCGCACGAAAGUACUCGGUUUAGUGGACGUAAUGAUGCGCGUACCACCCAUAUUGGUCAUCGAUGAGGUACUCAAAAUCAGUAUGGGGCUACCAACGCGUUUUUAUCCCACGCCCACGGACUCCAACUUACUUCAGACCGCCGAAUUCACAGAAAAUCAUACACAGACCCACACCAACAUGCCGACUGAUGCGUCAAUAAUUUUUCCGGAACUCAUCAAUUCCAGCCUUUUAAAUAGUACCAGCAGCAGUGAUGAUAGCCCACUAGAGCGCGCCAUAGUCAAUGCAUCGACAACAGCUGCAACGAGUGGUGUACUUAGCAGUACAUUUGGUGUUAUGAUGAAUGAAUUGGCGCAGGAUACAUUUCUUUCGGAUGUAUUGUCAAUAACAUCGGUGAAGUUUAUUAUCUGCUUAAUAGUUUUUCUAAGUGCUGCUUGCAUAUUUAUGCUGUGGACCCGAUAUCUGGUGAUGGUAUAUAUGUUUGUGAUAUCGCUGGGCUUAACAUUUCUAUCGUAUUGGUCAAAUGUAUCUGCGCUUACCCUUAUGGAAAAGUCACCAUGUAUAUUAGAAGAUUUACUAUCAUUUAAUAGAACACGCCUGCUAGACACCGGUGAAGUUGCUAUGUCGCUGGUGCCACAUCUAGUAGCUCAGUGGUUUAUGGGCAUGCUAUUUGCCUACGUACAUUUGGGGCCACGUUAUCGGAUUGUACAGAAAAUUAUGCCAGUCGUAUUUGCCAGUCCUAUAUUGUUGGCAAUGUUGCCAUUACCGCCACGUUUGAUUAAAGAUUUGCCGGUCUUCGCUGGGGCUGUACCACUAAUACUGACAAAGGCCACAAUGCUCAAUAGUGCGUAUGAUGCUGCGAAAACCGUCUAUAAUGGUUAUCAAUAUGCCAUGAAUUUUGUUUCGAAUUUCGGUUUAUCCGCAUUGAUCGAGAAUGAAUGGCAACGUUUGAAUGUGCCGAGUGUAUUGCGCGUUUUUUGGACAAUAAGAAUUGGUCAAGAAUUUAUUUCUAUCGUAUUGUUGUCGGAUAGUACAACGACAAUAAGUUUCUUUCCCACCAUGCAAAAAUUACUAGUCGAUGGUUGUGAAACGCUCACCGCUGUGCUGGGCAUGACAUCAAUUAUAUCGGUGAUCUGUCAUUACAUUGGACGCGCAUUCCAGUGGUACCUGCUCACAUUCGACAACGAUGAGGAGAAGUCAUUGGGCACUGUUUCUGCUGUACUCUUCUACAUACUCGCUUUGCAGACGGGUCUUACUUCAUUGGCACCCGAUAAGCGUUUUGUACGUUUAUGUCGCAAUUUAUGCUUGUUGAUUACAGCUUUAUUACAUUUCCUACAUAACAUUGUAUCACCGAUACUGAUGUCAUUGAGUGCAGCGCGUAAUCCUUCGCGAAAACGUCAUAUACGCGCUCUGACUGUUUGCGCCUUUCUUGUUGCCACACCGAUUUGUUUGCUGGCGGCGCUCUGGUCGCGACAUACGCCAUCCACUUGGUUACUAGCGGUUACUGCAUUCUCCGUUGAAGUUGUAGUUAAGGUACUCGUUUCGUUGGCCACGUACACGCUAUUUCUGCUCGAUGCGCGUCGACAAACAUUUUGGGAAAAACUUGAUGACUAUCUAUAUUAUGUGCGCGCCUUUGGUAAUUCUGUAGAGUUUUGCUUUGGUAUAUUGCUUUUCUUUAACGGUGCUUGGAUAUUAAUUUUCGAAUCUGCCGAAAAUGUUAUAGGCGGUGCUAUACGGGCCAUCAUGAUGUGCAUACAUGCGUACUUCAACAUUUGGUGUGAGGCACGAGCCGGCUGGUCCGUGUUUAUGAAACGACGCUCGGCCGUACACAAGAUUUCAGCAUUACCCGAAGCAACACCGGCGCAGCUGCACGCUUUCGAUGAUGUUUGUGCAAUAUGUUAUCAGGAAAUGUAUUCAGCAAAAAUUACACGUUGUCGCCACUAUUUCCAUGGUGUAUGUCUGCGAAAAUGGCUGUACGUACAAGAUCGUUGCCCACUGUGUCAUGAAAUCAUGAUGUAUACGGAUAAAAGUGAUGACAGCGAUGCCCAGACGCCUGCAGAGAGUCCAGCAGCUGCGCCCAUACAUCUGUACAAUAAUGAAAUGGACGAGGAUCACAACAACAGCUCAACACCUAGAAUAGCGAGUAAUGCCACAACUACUAGCGCAGCGGCGACAACUUCAUCUGCAGCCGCGGUAGCCACAGCAGCUGCCAGCAAUACAACCACACAAUCACUUCGAGUGUCACAAGAUGUUGGGGUGCAGGAAUAAACUUUUGGGUUAUAGUUUUAAAAGCAUAAACAGUAAAUUAAACGAAAUGUAGAAAAAAAAUAUGCAAACGUAAUGUUGAAUGUGGGUUGCAUGUGAAAAUCGGGAUGGGUGUGAUAGGCAAAAAAAAA